This is a messenger RNA of Talaromyces amestolkiae, 873 nucleotides long. RefSeq lists its product as uncharacterized. The transcript has a single exon. The record is from RefSeq and is a predicted model, not a curated record. Lineage: Eukaryota; Fungi; Ascomycota; Eurotiomycetes; Eurotiales; Trichocomaceae. Gene Ontology annotation, cellular component: transcription factor TFIIE complex. The coding region runs from base 1 to 873 and encodes 290 amino acids. Gene Ontology annotation, biological process: transcription initiation at RNA polymerase II promoter.
AUGUCUUAUCUCCAGCAGCAGAUCAACAGCUUCAACUCUAGCGUCGUCUCAUCUGCCGGACGCCUACCGCAACAGAAGCGCAUCAUCGGCAGCGGCCAACCUGUUUCAUCCACUUCUUCUCAGCCUACUUCCACCCCAGGUACUCCCGGUCCAGCGCGCCGCCAUGAACCCGCAAAUGUCGUCUACUCGCAACCUGCCGACACCGGUACAGGCAAGGAUAUUAUGACCAACGUUCUUUAUGCGAUUCAGAAAAUGAAGGAGAAGAACGCACCAUUGACUUUUGAAGACAUCGUCGGGUACCUAUCUCUUCAAGAGCGACGGCAUGAUCAAGGCUACGUCCACGCGCUACGAAGCAUCCUUCAAGUCCAUGAAAAAGUGAAUUAUGAUCCCUCAGGAGCUGCUGGAAAAGGUACAUUCAGUUUCCGACCUCCUCACAAUAUCCGCUCGGAGGAACAGUUGUUGCAAAAACUCCAAUCGCAGACGACCAUGACGGGUAUAUUAGUCAAAGACCUGAAAGAGGGCUGGCCUGGUGUUGAGCAAGCCAUCGAUAAACUCGAGCAGGAGGGCAAGUUGCUGGUGACACGAAACAAAAAAGACAACCACCCGAAAAUGGUGUGGGCAAAUGACCCGUCGCUGAUGCAUAAAUUUGACGAUGAGUUUCGGCAAAUCUGGGAAAAGACCAAGGUGCCAGACCAGCAGCAAGUUAUUGAAGAUUUGGAAAAGGCUGGCAUGAUCCCUACAAAUAAGAAUAAGGUAGUGAAGCCUCGGCCCAAGAUCGAACAAAAGAAGACCAAGAAACCACGACGAACCGGCAAGACGACGAAUACUCACAUGAUGGGUAUCCUCCGAGACUAUUCGCAUCUGAAGCGAUAA